Amoebophrya sp. A25 is the source of this 3491-nucleotide messenger RNA. Lineage: Eukaryota; Dinophyceae; Syndiniales; Amoebophryaceae. The record is from the annotation of a GenBank genome assembly.
AGCUGCCGCCUAAUCCCAAACUUUCCCACAUUUGACAAUGUCCAGUAAUUCUACAACCACUUCUUGUAUGGAUUGAAUCUCGUUGAAAGAAAGAAUUUGGACCAUUGUGAUUUUGUAGAUUCUUUUUGGAGAUACCAGACUUCUUCAUCUACUUCUAGAAGAGUAAUAUUUUUAUUGGUGGAGAUUACCUUCGUACAAGAUGAACACCUACUAACUCUAACUCCUGUUGAAAAAAACAAAUCAGAAAAGAUGCCAACCUCAUCCACAUCGCGUCCAGGAAGCCCUCAUCCGAGGAAGAAUGCCACGACUACACCAGCACGUACGACCUCCACCACUCACACAAUACCUUCAUCGUUGUACAAUACUCCCGCACAAAGUCCUCCUAAUACAACGACCUCGACGUCUCUAUCGGGUAGCAGGAGGACACUGACAAGUACAACGAAACUACGUAGUUCUACAACGGGGGUAGGAGGAGGGACGCCAGCUGCAACCACUACAUCUACAACGGGAGAUCGUGGACCAGGGAUUACGAGUUCUUCCAGUUCGUCAGGUAGUACAACUACAGGAGCAGCUCCUGCUUCUAGUAUCGUAACGAGUGGUGGAAGCAGAUCAACCAGUGGUGUAGCCACAGUUUCAGGGUCGAGAACAGUUCUAGCUCCUGUAGCUUCUACUGGCUCCAGCUCCUCGACGAGUGGUUCAUCAUCAUCUUCUAGUACAACUGUUGAAAGUCAAGUAGAUGAUCAGAAGGCGAACAACUUCAAGCUACGAUUAGCUGGAGAAGCACUAGAAGAUUUGUCCGCGUCCUCUACAAGCAUAGGCACAGCCAGAAGCACCACAACUACUACAGCAACAUCUUCGAAAGCGACUGUUUUAUUGGCCUCAACUACAAGAUCGACAACGGAUGGCGUGCCUGCGUCUGCGAGGUCUGGAGGCGGUGCUGGCAGUAAGAACGUUUCUGAUAGUACUGCUGGCCCUAGCACGACAUCGGGUUCUUCGACGACAACAUCGUCGACAAGUAGGAGAUCCUCCAAUCAUGCGGAUACAAUCACAACAAGUGGAACUGUGGCCUCAAACAGGAGUAGCUCUUCAAGCUCUUCCUCCUUGGCGGCUGACAAGAACAAGACUUCUAGUUCCUCUUCAACUUCAUCUUCGUCAAAGGGUGUGUCUGGACGUGGAUUUUUCGAAAAACUGUACUUUGAUAAACGCUACAACCACGAAGUCACGACAGAAUGGAUUGGACUAUUCUACACACAAGACGCCGUUUACGAAACCCCAUUUGUCUCGGUGCAAGGAUGCAACAGGUUGGCAGCGCAUUUCCAGUUUUUGAGGCUGUUCUUGGCGGAAGCGGUGAUGGAGGUACUGUUCUAGUAGUACUUUGUGAUAAAUAUUACAGAGUAGUUUCAUGCUGCUACUGCUUCUUCUUGUUCAUUUUGUCCAUGUUUAGCUCCAGCUUCUCGUUCAGUAUGUCAAAGAUUAGGAUGUCAUCCCUUGAAGUAGCAGCCAUCGACAUUUUCACAACUCACAGAAACCAUUUACAUCACCCCCUACAAACACCAGCCGUUAAGCACGUCACAGCAAGCCACGUUGAUCCAACGAGACGCCCUUUUUCGUUGCAAACUGCGUCUACUUCCGUCUGCCCUAGGAUCUUUCUCCUUGAGGAUGCGGAGCACGCUGCAACUAGAUCCUGCAAGUAAGAAGAUUCGUCUUCAUCGGGAUGAAUGGUCACUCGGAGCAGCCUUGCGCAGUUUGCCAGUAUUGACGUAUCGGCAGAAGGCGUUGGUGAUGCAGAAGCAGGUGAGGGACAGGUUCGUGGAGAGGAUGGCAAAGUGGCGGGAAGAAGUAAGGAACGGGAGAACGAAAUUGUUGAGCAGUGGUUUGGAAGUGCGCAGGCUUUGUGUGGAGAAAACAAAAUCAGUGGCGUUUCGCGUAGGAGGAAAAGUCACAGCAGUAGGACACGGUUGUCGAAACUGUGUGUUUUUUCCUGUCGAUUACAUAAUCUCUACCAAGCACGAGGACUACUUUGCCGAACUGAGACUGGUGAAAGCCGUUGGAGAACGCCUUGAUAGAAGUAGUGUACCUCAGAAAGUUCGGUCUAUGCGGACAACAGCUUCUCGCAACUACACAUCGUACAAGAAGCAAGCACGCGCGUUUGUGGUUGACGAUGUCCCGCGAUUCGCGCGACACUUUGCUGGAAUAGUAGUCUUCUGCAUCAUGCAGGUGUUUGUGGUCAUUGCACGGGUCGUGGAGUUUGGAACGGUUUUCGAACAAGAUGACACAACUUCUAGUUCCUCCAACAAGAUGUCUUCUUCAAAGACAACUCUUUUGGAACAGUCUUCAACAAUAUCUAUUGUUGGAGCAGGAGACACCCCGAAUUUGCCACCUGGAGUAACAUCCACUACGAUACUAAUACCUCCCACUGCUAGCUCCAGAUGUGGUCGCCUUACCCUGAAGAUCAAAACAGCCGCCUCAAGCAUGGGGAAAGCCUUCGCUGUUUGCAAAAAUGUCCUAUUUGCAGUGGUCGAACUACUGCUUUGUGGAUUCAAGUGGAGCAUCGCCACUGUUCGGACACGAACACGCCAACUCCUCUCGACGUUUGCACGAGCAGAAACGACGUUAAUUCUUGUGUCAAAAUGUUGGUCCUCUAGAAGGAUUUUGACGAUUGUCUUCCCUUGCUGGAGAUGGAGGUGGAGCAGCAAAAAAACAUCUACUUCGAGUAAUAGCCAAGGUGGCCAAGCAGGAGAUGAAGAUACCCAAGAACAAGGACAAGGAUUGUUUUCCUCCUCCGAACACGGAAACUCUUCAAAAAGUAGUUCACAUACUACGACAUCUUCCACAACUACUACUAUAUUGAAUGGACACCAAGAACAUCUUGCAGGAGAUCCAACUACGAAAAUGUACAGGAAGUCUCUCAAGAUAGAAGCAGCAACAUUGGAGCUUUUGGAUGACGAUGACGUGGCUCCGGAAGAAACGACUAGAAGUACUAGAGGAGAACCUGAAGAAACAAGUGUUACUAGUGUAGGGGAAUAGAAUUGAGUUGCAGAAGAUUCUUUAUUGACAGGGGAUUUGAUUCGAGACAACAAGGUCAACGUCAACACUGUAGAAAGUAUUUACUUGUUGCAAAUGCACGACCAAAUGACUCAACACCUGAGUGAUAGAAAAUUUUGAUUUUUCAGAUGAAACUGUAAAUGUAUAUGAGACGACCGACGCUGAGUGCAUAUGAUUACCAGAAUAUACUGACUACAUCUUCACUAUCAUUUUUUGUAGUUGUUUUUUUUUCUUUUCUUGAGGUCGAAAGCGACAUGAUAAAGAGACUGAAUCAUAAUCUUUCUGACUGUGAUGUAUUCGCGCCGUCCGUCCGUCUGAUACAAUACUAAAAAUUUCCUUCUCGUUAUGGUUAUGAAUCAACCUCGAAUUCGAAGCACCAAGAAAAAGACUAGUGAUUUAUAGUCUCGCGACAACACCACAAAUUUACGACAACUGAUGUCGUGUCG